Molecule: messenger RNA, 1852 nt
Organism: Daucus carota subsp. sativus
Lineage: Eukaryota; Viridiplantae; Streptophyta; Magnoliopsida; Apiales; Apiaceae
Product: protein DETOXIFICATION 44, chloroplastic
Exons: 13
Coding region: 62-1705 (547 amino acids)
Biological process (GO): transmembrane transport
Cellular component (GO): membrane
Molecular function (GO): xenobiotic transmembrane transporter activity; antiporter activity
Source: RefSeq, a predicted model, not a curated record
GAAGCGGUAAGCAUGGCCGUUAAAUAAGUUGAUAACAUAGUGCAAUAAGAAAAAGCUGAAGAUGAAGGGUGUUUCACUCGUCUCUUAUCACCAUCUCUUCUCUACUCAAUCGCCUUUCCACCGUCACCACCACCACCACCACCGGAGUUUAACUCCGCCGCACAAACAUCUUCGAGUGGUAUAUACAACACACCCCACUUGCUCAUUUCGCCUUAAAUCAUCAGAAAAUGAGAAUGAUUCUACUACACAUCUUCUCAAACCCGAUGACACAGUAAGUUCCUCCCAAUCAGAAUCGGGUCCGGCCUCAUUUGUACAACGCUCACUUUCUUUUCUCAGAGAUGGAUUUAAGUUGGAUGAAAUUGGAGGGGAGAUUGUCUCAAUUGCAUUGCCAGCUGUAUUAGCUCUUGCUGCUGACCCUCUAACUUCUUUGGUUGAUACUGCUUUUGUUGGUCAUUUAGGUUCUGUUGAACUGGCAGCAGUUGGAGUUUCGGCUUCUGUGUUUAAUCUUGUGUCGAAGUUGUUCAACGUUCCUUUGCUAAAUGUCACGACCGCCUUUGUUGCUGAAGAGCAGGCAUUUAUCACCAAGGGUGGUGAUAAGCCCCUUUACAGUGGCCAAAACGGGCUUCGAAGCAAGAAAGUUCUCCCCUCAGUGUCAACUUCUCUGAUACUGGCUGCCACUAUUGGCAUUGCAGAAGCAGUAGCACUUUCAGCGGGCUCAGGUUUCUUAAUGAAUACCAUGGGUAUACCCUUUGAUUCACCUAUGCGUGUACCAGCAGAGCAAUUUCUUACACUGAGGGCAUUCGGUGCCCCACCAAUUGUAAUAGCGCUAGCUGCACAAGGGGCAUUCCGUGGAUUCAAGGACACUAAGACACCUCUAUAUGCUGUUGGUGCUGGUAACUUACUGAAUGCAUUAUUGGAUCCAAUAUUGAUUUUUUUUCUUAGUUUUGGUAUUGGUGGAGCAGCAAUAUCUACCGUAAUUUCUGAGUACUUGAUUGCCUUUAUCCUCUUGUGGAAAUUAAAUGAAAAAGUAUCGCUUGUUUCUCCAAAGUUCGAAGCAACAAAAGUUUUCCGAUAUUUAAAAUCUGGUGGAUUCCUAAUUGGAAGGACUAUAGCGGUUCUUGUUACUAUGACUGUAGCAACAUCUAUGGCAGCAAGGGAUGGCCCAGUACCUGUGGCUGGUUAUCAGAUCUGCUUGGAAGUCUGGUUGGCUCUAUCUUUGCUUAAUGACGCGUUAGCAAUUGCAGGCCAAGCUCUUCUUGCCAGUUGUUAUUCAGAAGGGAACUAUGAUCAAGCACGUGAAGUGAUUUACAGAGUUUUAAAGAUAGGUAUAACAGCUGGUAUCUCCUUGACUGUGUUCUUAUUACUCGGGUUUGGAGCAAUCUCUAGCUUAUUUACCAAUGAUUCAGAAGUUCUAGAAAUUGCUAAAUCUGGUACCCUGUUCGUUGCUGGAUCUCAGAUAAUGAAUGCACUUGCUUUUGUUCUUGACGGGCUAUAUUAUGGGGUUUCAGACUUUGAAUACGCAGCAUAUUCCAUGGCAUUGAUUGGAUUAAUCUCAUCACUGGUCAUGCUUGCUGCUGCUCCUAUGUAUGGUCUUGCUGGGGUCUGGAUAGGAUUGUAUCUUUUCAUGACAUUGCGUGUGGUAGCUGGAAUCUGGAGGUUAAGUUCAAAGAGUGGACCAUGGAAAUCAAUUUGGUCUGAGGAGUAGGACAUCAAUUAUGUGAUCUACUUCACGAAUCUGAAUCCACACAGUUUCUCCUUGUGGACGAUGACAUGAAACUCACGGGGCACUACAACUCUACAAGAACACAAUAAUCUCUUGAUAUGAUACACUGAGCUGCACCAACGCCUAGGC